CAUUGCAAAUAUUUAGGGCUUGGGCAUGGAGGAAGCCCGGCAGGCGCUGGGCGAUGGUCGAUUCCCCGACGCUGUCAAGCUCUGCAAGCAGCUACUCAAGCAUGAUCGCCGCAACUACGAUGGAUUCGUGGUCCUCGGCCUGGCGCUCGUCCGCAGCUCGCAGCAUCUGGAUCAGGCCGAAAUGUCGCUCAAGAAGGCCAUCUCUCUCGAUCCAUCCGCAUUGCCGGCGUACCAGGCUAUGGUCGAGCUGCGGGAAUCGAUGGGAAGCUCACCAGAUUUGCUCGCCGAAUCGAUCCAAGCAGCUCUGGAUGUGGCCAGGGCGCGGAACCAGAGUGCGCUUGCGGCGGAUUUGAUGCGGAAGCUUGCACGGACAUUCUCAGCUGGACACAAGCACGAUCAAGCGAAAGCUGCUUGGGGCCAAGUUCUCGACAUGGAAGUAAGUCGAGAGCAACGGGUUGAGGCCCUCUCUGGAAUUGUGGACGCGCACAUAGCAGCUGGCAAAGGAGCGAAAGAAUGCGAAGCAACUGGAGAGGAAGAAACACAAGCUAUGGUGUCACACCUUGAAGAGCUUGUCUCCAUGCUACCUUACGUUGAGAUCUACCGGGAACUUUUGUUGGCACUUCUUGCUUGCAAAGCUCGUCGAGGGGAGCAAACGAAAAAGGAUCUCUUGAAGCACUCCCGAGAAAUGCUAUCAACUUGUCCCUCGACAAUGGCGGCCGAUGUGCUUGUGACCAUGGCUGAAGAGGACGAUGCGGAAGAACUUUUCGAGGAUUUUGAAACGGGAGAAGCGAGCUUUCGUGUCUGGAUCGGAAAGCACGUUGCUCAUCUAUAUCCUGGAAGGGGUAUCACACUAGCUUCAUCCAAGUGUAAAACUUCUAGGAAGAUGCUGGCAGAGUGGGAUGUUUCAUGUGACGAAAACUCAAUCUCUGGGUGUCGGAUGCUGGCAAAAGAACUUGUGUCCGAAGGGCUGUUUGAGAAAGCUUCUGAGCGAGUAGGAAAGGGUCUAGCUUCUAUAGCGCUCAAACGAAGGUCAUACGGACUAGAGGCCAAGUCCCUGCCGGAACAACGAAGCAGAAUUAUCAUUGGUGAGGCUUUCCAGGGAUUGGUAAAGCUCUCACUUGCUAUGAAGGAAAGGGAUGUCGCAAAGUCCAGGCUUGAUCAAAUUCUGCGACAGGAUCCUAAAGAUCACUGGGCACUUUCUGAGAGAGGUUGGCUCGCUUUCGAAACCAGUUCCUUCAACCAAGCAAAGGCAGACUUGGAGAAUGCUGUUUCUGCAUGCCAGGAAUCUGCUAUUUACCACUACCGUUUGGGACGCGUUUAUUGGGAAACCGAAGACAUGAAGGAGAAAGCAGCACACGAAUUUGUUGAAUCUGCAAAACUUGACCCCAGUCGAGCUGAUACGUUCAUCUACUUGGGCCACUACUACAGAGAGCUUGCAAAAGAUCUUCGAAGGGCAGUUCGCUGCUACCAAAAGGCUGUGGCUUUGGACGCCGAAAAUGAAGCGACGGGAGAAAUGCUUUGUGACAUCCUUGAUCAUGGGGGGCAGUUUUCAAUGGAAAAGAACAUUUGUGAAGAGGCUUCAAAAAAAUCACCUCGUGCAUUUUGGGCAUGGCGGCGUCUUGGAUUUAUUCAGGUAGCGGAACGGAAGUGGUCAGAGGCAAUAUCGAGCACGCAAUAUGGUCUUCGCGGAUAUCCGACUGAUUCCCGCCUUUGGGAGGCUCUAGCACUGUCUUAUAAAAAGCUAGGCAUGCUUACUGCCGCGUCGAAGGCUUUUGGUCGUGCAUUUGACCUUGACAACAGUAGCCUGUUCGCUGCUCUUGAAAUGGGAGCUAUCGACCUUGCCUUGUCCGCAUUUUCUAAGGCCACCCGAGCGUAUCGUGAAGCCUUGCGUAUCUCUCCUGGUGAGCUCAUUGCUAUUCAUGGCCUCGUAUCUUCCUUACUUGGUCAAGCUCGGGAGUGCUUUACUCAGGGUGCGUUUUGGUGGUGUGCUACAAUCUUGAAGGAGGCAAUUGAUUUAGCCAUUGGAAGCAGGUCGAUGUAUGGGCAUUUGGUUGCCAUAUGGAAGCACCUUGGCGAUGCAAGCUUGAUGUACGCGCAGUCGUUGCCUUUUGAAUCAGCAGAUCCGCAGAGAUCUUGGCAAGAGGCUGUUGACUCGUGGUACAGUGAACGAGUAGAUGCUGCGAAUAACGCUGUGCAUGCGUAUCGACGUGCAAUCCAUUUGCUACCAAGCGAAGGGAGUCUGUAUCGUGAUCUUGCAACCGCAAUGGAGUAUACGUUGAAUUUAAAGAAACCUUCCAGACCCUCACAAACAAGAUGGUUCGAAACGGAAAUUAUUGUCUGCUGUGGUUUGCAACACGAUGGAUCGAACGCGGAUAUGUGGGUGUCUCUAGCUCUCGUCACUCAACACAAAGGACUCCGGCAGCAUGCUCUUAUUCAGGCUCUCCGACUUGAUGCAAACCAUGCAAUUGCAUGGGCUUAUCUAGGCCAACUCUAUUUGAGUUUGGGUGAGCAAGUCCUGGCGCAACAAUCAUUCGAUAGAGCUCGAAGUGCAGAUCCAACUUUAUCAUUGCCAUGGGCCGGAAUGGCACUCAUCCAUUAUAAUUUAAGCCAGAGAACUACCUCGAAGGAUCAGGCUUUAGAAGCGUUCGCAAGCUGUUCCUGUGCUGUGCAACUCUCAUGUGCACCUAACGUACAUCUCGGGGUUGGCCAACUAGCGGCGCAGACGCAGAAUCUUGGCCUACCUCAGGUGAAUUUGGCUCUGCAACAUGCAUCUCAAAGACAGCCAUUACAAGCAGCAGCACAUAAUCUGCGAGGGCUGUCAUGUGAGUCCAGAAAGGAUUACAUGCCAGCUGUUGUAGCGUAUAGGAAUUCCCGUUCUGCAGCUACAAAAGCAUUACUAUCUAGUGAGCUUCAGACUCUUAUUACGGCGAAUCUUGCUCGAACUUUAUGCAAGGCUGGAAAUGCAGAGGAUGCAGUUCUGGAGUAUAACAAGCUUCGUGAUUCCAGUUCGUUACAUGACUUGGAUGAUAUCCGAAGCUAUGCUGUCGCAUUAAGGGACUCGGGUCAAGGAGUUCAGGCGGAGGUACUCAUAAAGAAGGCACUAACCACAAGAACACCACAUGACAGCAGAGCACAGUUCGCUGCUAUGCUCGUGCUUCUCUCCAAAUUAACAUACUUCAACCAAGGACCUGUGCCUGGAUUUGACGUUCUAUGGAGUGCUCCUGACAUACUCUUUUCGGACGAAGAACUUUGCUUGACGGCUCUUUCGCUAGCACUCUCUACCUGUAGAACAGAUCGGAUUUCUGCAGCCAUUAGUCGAUGCCGUUAUCUAUUCACUUCAAAGUACGCAGCAGAUGCGUACGUGCUAAUUGCAUCAAUGAACCAGGCUGAGGUAAUUCCGGACAUGAAAAGAGCACUGCAUUGUUACCCCACGAGUGGCAGCUUGAGAGCAAAGCUGGGAGAGAUUAUUCUUUCUCAUGGUUCUCAUGAUCAUGGUUCAACUUCAAACCUGGUGGAACGAUUGUGCAGCAUGAGCUCUCUGAUUUCAGAUGACAGGCUGACGCAGAAGUUGAGUUCGUUGGUUCUUGUUGAUGCUACGGUUGCGUGCGGUCAAUAUGGCACGGAAAUACUCCUUCAGCUGCAGAGGGUGGUUCACCGCGAGCCCUGGAACAUGAAGGCACGAUAUUGCUUGAUACUGGUUUUGCUUGGUGGUGCGCGAAGACAAGGCUUUCCUCGUCAUCUCUGCCAUACUAUACUACGAAUAUCGACAACUACUCUGUACCAUCUCCCUUCUUCCUCUGAUCGUCAGGCUGCCUACAUGCGAAUGCAGAUAGAGCUUUGUGUGUCGGAGAGUGAGCUGAGGCUCGGCAACUACACUUGCGCUCUUGACCGAGCCGUGGCAUCUCUCAACGCCAUCAAGGGGUUCUCAGAUCUCAAUGCGGCUCCUGCGUACCUCCAGCUCGCUCGCUGCUAUCGUCUACUCAACGACUUGUCUCAUUUCGUAAAAGGAGCAGUGGCAGGGUGGCAGCAGCAAACAGAUGUAAAACGAGACAAUGCUCUUUGGCACUUGUCAUUGCUGGAGUUGCAGCUAUGCUGUGGAGUGAUCAAAGAGGACGAUAGUGUGUUAUUCAGGCUCAGGCAUUCGCUGCAGCAGUCCAAGCAGGGAUGGUUAGCACUUCUUGAAGUGAUGCUAGCGCGCCUCUAUUAUCAAAGGGCUGAGCCAGAGCUAUCAGAGGAUGCUGCAGCCAAUGCAUUGCUAUGGUGGCCAAACAAUCCAGUGCUGUGUCUCUUCCAUGGUGCGGUAUCUUUGGAGCUGGCAAAGUCGGGGAAGGGAGCCAGCUAUGCAUCUAAGGCUGUUUCAAGCCUUGGGAAAGCGGUGCGAGACAAGGGUAGAGAGCUUCCGACGGCAUACGCUCUUCUAGCUCAAGCCGAGUCAAGCGGCAGCAAAGAUGGAUCGAAUCGGGCAGGUGUGGUAAAAAAAUGGGCCAAGCACCUGCGAGCAGCAUUCCUGGCAUGGCCUACGACAGAACAUCCAGUACCAGCAGAGAUGUUUUUCCUCAUGGCUUUACUAUCCAAGCAGCAAGUAGGGGGCGAGCAAGGCGAGAGAUGCCCCGAGGACGAUAGAACUUGGUGGUCAUGGCUACAGGCGGCUGUGCAUUUGAACCCGACAUGUCCAAAGUACUGGACAUUAUUAAAGCAGAUAAAAUAGUUCUUUUCUACGAGUGAUUUUCCACCC
Molecule: messenger RNA, 4735 nt
Organism: Selaginella moellendorffii
Lineage: Eukaryota; Viridiplantae; Streptophyta; Lycopodiopsida; Selaginellales; Selaginellaceae
Product: tetratricopeptide repeat protein SKI3
Exons: 27
Coding region: 26-4708 (1560 amino acids)
Cellular component (GO): Ski complex
Molecular function (GO): protein binding
Source: RefSeq, a predicted model, not a curated record